UGUCGCCUCGUCCAGGCUUCAGUUUCAGUACAUUCCCGAGUUCGGUCGCUUCGCCACGAGUCGACUUGAUUCUCCAUCGAGCGUCUUGCUCUAGAUAUGUGUGUAUGCUGGGUGCAGUCUUGACUCUUGUUCAUCGUUUUUGAAAACUUGCGCCGUUCCUUUCCAUCCUUUCCUACAACAGAAUUUGACAAAGAUCCACAGAGUCGCUAAGUAGGCAAGUCAGUGUCUAGCAUUUCAGCAGACUCUGAUGCAGCAGAACUGCAGAAGAGCCCUGACUUGAGCCGUCGACCAGACCGUGCCGUGUAACUCCUUUUGCCAAGGAAGAUUCUUCCAACAUUCAGUCCCGCCUCUAGCUCUGUAAAGGUCUAGUAGCGAUCGGAGUUGUGUGCAGCUGUUUCGAAGCCGACGCGGAGUUGGACGUGCCAGACAUCGCCCGCACGCUGGGUCGCAGUCGCGAUAAGGUUUUUAGCCACAUGGUCAACAUCAGCAUCACACUGCUCCAGGCGUCCACGAGCUGACAGCACAUAGUACCUGAGUAGCACAGUAGACAGUAGUAGCAGCAGCUGUGCAGCCCUGCUGUCACCAGAGCAAAGGCAGAAGCAACGUGAAGCCAUCGUGCUAACGCUAAGCCAACCCGAGUCGACCUGAGUGGACUGUGAGCGGUGUGUUGGAUAUGUAGAGCAGAACGUAUGCCAUCGCUAUUGUCAGUAUCACCACCAGCACCAGCACCAUCGCAAGCAGCAGCCACAGUGUAACACUGAGAACAGCAAUUCUGCUUUGCAGAGACGGCGCGUCAUCCGUUGUGUGCACAGCCAAAGACUUGACUGCAUAGUUGUAGCGGGGUGCAUAGCCACUGGCUUGGCUACACAUCACCCUAGGUGUGUUGAGCCACAGACUUGACUACACAUCAUCAGCUGUGCAGACAACACUAGCUUGAUGCACACUCAGGCUGACUGUAUGCUGCACAGUAGCACAUAGCCGUGUUGUGAAUGCUGUGCAGAUGAGCAGAUAGCAUCACCGAGCUGGACCAUGCCUGCACAGCACAACAGUCACCAACACCAAAGCCAUAACCAAUGCAUCACUAUGCAAUGUGCACCAGGCCGAUCGUCAUCUCAGCGUCAACAUCCUGGCGCCGAUCAGCCUGGAGACGUUACACCGAACUGCUGCACACGAGCGUGCAAGGGACCAGCAUUGACGGCACAUGGUGGCAUUGGCAAUACAGCGGCACAACGGUCUCACCAUGGCCCCAGCUGGGGGCAUCUAGUGGCGUUGGUCAUCCUGGUUGCUACUAGCAACCUAUCUUGCAUAGAUGCACAGAGCUGGCUAUCGAUGUCUUCGUCGUCGUCAUCAUCGUCAUUGUUGUCGGGAAAUCCCACCGAACCGCUCCACAUGCGGCGAUCCUCUCUCAGUACACACCCCUACCACACGACAAGCCGUCCACAGGAACAGGUAGAGUUAGAGGCUGCCAUAGCAGAUGACAUAUCACCUGCAAUUCUCAUAGCCAUUCUGGCAAGUUCCCUACUCCUCAUCCUGAUCAUCCUCAUGGUGAUACACCGAUUCAGGGUACUAUCAGCACCGUCUGCUGGCAAACAUCACGACAGCAAGGCCGAUGACAGCCUGAGAGACGAGCACAUCGUAGACGAGAGGCCGAAAGCGAGUGCGAGUAUUGUUCGUCGCGAGUCUACGAAGGCCGAGCGCUCGCAGGAGAACCGACACAGCGGCAUCGGCCUGGCUAAACGGCACGGCUCGCUUCCGUUCAGCACUCGGCCGUCGGUGGCGAUGAUGCGAUCGUUCGACACGCCGUCCACGUCGUUUUCCAGCUAUCUGCACCUGAAGUCCACGGAUUCGGGCGGCGAUGUUGGUGAUGACCCUGCAGCGAUGAUGAUGAGCGAAAGUAUUCUUGCCUCGUCCCUGGACAUGGCGCGUACACCACACACAUUGCUCGGCACGGCGUAUUCCUCACUGCCCAUGAGCUCCGACCAGCACAUCCUCGGCGACCAUCACCAGCAUCACUGGAGCGCCGCCGCAUACUCCUCUGCACGUCGCCACGACAACCAUCGUCGCCAGCACAACGACUACGUCCUGCAGCAGCCCCGCGCCGCCUCCUCGCGACUUAUGUCAUCCAUGACAUCAUACCCGAGCCUGCAGGUGACGUCAUCGCUGGGCAGCGAGGCGAGCCAUUGCCUGGACGACGAGGAAGAUGAGCGAAACACACGACGAGAUGACGAGGUAGGUAGCAGAACCAGCAAGUCAUCUCAGAAUAUUCUGCAACUGGUUACCUUUCCGCCGUGCAGUAGCGAUGAUGACGACGACGACAUCAUCGACGGCGACGAAAACGAUCAAGCACCAACACCGCCCGGUGCCAUACUUCGAUCGCGCGUCAGCUCUGCGUCGUUCUCCCUGGCGACGCAUCAUAACUCGACCCGCAGCCUUCACGGCGAGAUACACCGCACUCGCUCGGGUCGUGAACACCUGCACGGCUCGCACAACCCGGUGCUGUUUCGACGCGCCGACAGCUGCCAGAGCUUGGUGGACCGUACAGUGAGCGGCGAGUCGCAGCGCAGUGCAAACAACAACAACAACAACAGUGGCGGCGGCGGUGGAGGUGGCAUGCGUAUGUCCACUAGUAGGAGCCACACGGCGUCGUUCACGUGCAUCGUGCAAGCUCGCCAAGACAGUGAACAUGAUGCUAGUGGUAGUGGUGGGGUUAGGCUGACCCGGAAUAGAAGCUCAGCAGCUGCACAGCAAGAUGAGUCACAUGACCGGUCAGCUGAUCAUGCAGUGAUGCAUGCAUGUCAACCUGAACAGCGAGUAGUAAGUCCAACUGCUGACCCUGCAUGCAGAACUGAUUCACUGAUGUCAUCUCCUAUGGAGAUGACAUCACAGUCUGCGCGGAACGCGUCGGCAUCAAAUACGGCGAAGUCCUCUCGAACCAAUACGUCUUCCUCAAGUCACUCAGAGAGGAACCAUGCCAUGGCUCCCAACCAGAGCUCCACUCUGAUGCAAAGCCAACCAAGCCACCCACACUCGGAAGCAGGCCACCGCCAUCAUUACCACGGUGACCGUGGCCAAGGUCACAGCAUUCUGACUGCCCCAGUCCAUGCAAGGCAGGUGUUUGUGAGUGAGCGACAGGGCAUCUUUCGACGAACGUCGUCCUACCAUCGAAGUGAUACUGCACCGCAACAGCGGGAGCCGCCGCAACAUGACCAAACACAGCGCGUUCCACAAGGUAGAGUGCAGAUACCACAGCAACAGCUGGCAGUCUCUGUUCUUCCUUCUCUCGUGCCAACUCUCCCUCGACAUUCAACCUUGCAGUACCAGCGCACAGGCGAAAAUAUCGUACUGCAUGGCAAACCGUCCAAAUCGUCGAGCAUGCCGAGCCUCCAGGACCUCACCGAUGCUCCGGUUCAACCGGGAACACUCCAGAGCCUUGCACACACACUACAUGAUACCGGAGAUGCCCGUCAUCAUCAUCAAGACCACAAUGGUGUUCUGAAAUACCCGCCUAGCCGGCACGGAGGAGCAAAGAGCCAGUGGGUGCCACACCUGGGCACACCCAGUGACAGUGUCGACCACACAAGAAUAGCCACCGGCGCAGCUGACAACAAAGAACGUCGGGCAGGAGCCAUGGAAGCCGAGAGACAAGGAUAUUGUAAUAGCAGCAGCGCGGAUACAACACCAGUUCUGUCACCGAUCUCGGACACUGCAGCAGCAUCAGCAGCAGCAGCAGUGGCGACGGCAGCGGAGCAGCAUCGCAUGCUCAGGCAGGCCGCGUCCCUGCCCGUAGGCGGCGUGUACACGAGUGACGAGGGCGCUACGAGUACGGACUCCACCACGCCGAGCAGCAGUGCCACAUCAUCCGACAGCGAGGUGGUCAGCCCAUCGGCACCGUUGCAAAUGCCCACCAUUGACAUGCUGUACGGAUGGCACCCGACACAGCCAUCACAACAGCAGCAGGUUCAGGCGCCCAUGAACCAGCCUGGCGAGGGAGCGCACAGAAGACCCGUUGACGCUGACCCACACUACGUCUACGAACAAUACCCACUGUCCAGCCUAGACCUACUGCCCAUGGAUGCUGUUCAAACAGUCCCAGCAGCUAACCAACCUGUACAUGGCCAAGCAGAGCCCAUACCGGUACCGUCAACUGAUGAUGUAGGCACACCGCACAUGCUAUACCGCUCGACUUCGCCACGACCUGGGGCGAUGAAGCGGCGCAAGCUUUCCGAAACACAGGAUACAGUAGCUCCUGAGCACGGAGCUGACCCAGAGCAGCCGCCGGAUGUCGAGCGAAAGCGACACUCUCGCGGCUCUUGGAACUUCAAGCACCAACUCCAUCAGUCCGUCGAGACGGGACUGUCGACGGCGGAGAUCUACAGACGCGCCAGCACGGAGUACAGCGGCUCGCGUGGCUCUCAGUACUAUCUGGGUGCUAGGUCAGCGGGGGUCAGCACGGCAUCGAAGCAUUGGCAUCUGGACAGGCUGACCGCACCGCCUACUGUUGACAAGUCGACGGCAGCAGCAGCAGCUGCACAUGAACACCAGUGGAGCGUAGCCCAUCGGGGUGAGAUCACGGAGGACACGGUCAGCUUCGGCGUGGCCAGCAUGCAAGAGAACGAUCUCACGCCGGCCGCGUCCUUUGGCAGUCAGCUGAACCGCGCUGCCGCCACCGCUGUCAGUGAUACUCGCCACUAUCACAACUUUGGUUCCAUGCACGUACCGUUGUCAUCAAGGAGCCAUCAUGAGUCCAACAAGGAGUUACCCGGUGGCUAUGCAAGUGGCAUGCCACGGCCGCAGCUACACGAAGACCACGCUAUCCCACUGCCGCUGACCCGUAAGAAUGUGGUGGCGUCGUCAAGUGCCCAGCGUGCUAGCAACACCAGCAGCGGGGGCGGUGGCGGAGGUGGUGGUGGUGGUGGCUCAGCAAUACAGCAACUUUACGCUGGACGAUACCCUCCAUUGGAAGUAGACGGCAAGAAGACCUCACGUCAGGUCAGCUCAACGAGCAUCGCCUCGCAGAGCGACAGUUCCGGGACAGCUGCCACUAGCUCCACACUCACGCCCGAUACAGGUUUCUAUGGUUACGAGUGCGAUGUCCAGCUCUAAGGAUGAGACUGGCCAGUGUGGCGCUGAAUUCUGAACUAGCAUUUGUACAGGAGCACCGGUAACCAUGGCAACCCAUCCGCAGAGUGUGCCACGCCCUUGGGUAGAGUUCAGUCAAAAUUCCCGAUCAACAUCAUCAGGCUGUAGCGGCCUGUCUCAGCUCUGCGUACUCUCAACCGCGAAUAAAGUACCCCUGGCUGGGUGAGAAGAGUACUCCUGCACAAAUGCAACUAACUUGGUAUGCACUGACAGUCUGUCAGGAUAGCAAUGAUGUGUAGGCCAGGGAUUGUGAUAUGCACUGGGCAUGGUUCAGAGUUGCACGCUCUGGACAUCAUAAUAGCUGUUAGCCGUAUACAGAUGUAGAUGCUGGAUUACUCCCGGCACCACCGUGAGUUCCCCGGGAACGGAGACGACAAUUUACGAAUUUAAAAAUAUUUUGUUUAACUUCAUACAAAAACAGUGCAUGCAGCUUUGCAAAUAGGGGCACAUGAAAAUCUGGAAUUAUAAUUUUUACUAUGAUUAUGAUCAACUGAUGGAGACAUCACAUCCAUGUUAUUAAUAUUAUUAUGCAUGAAGAGUGCACAACAGUUGCUGUUCCUAA
This is a messenger RNA of Sycon ciliatum, 5701 nucleotides long. Its product is annotated as mucin-19-like. The coding region runs from base 1030 to 5103 and encodes 1357 amino acids. The transcript is spliced from 5 exons. Lineage: Eukaryota; Metazoa; Porifera; Calcarea; Leucosolenida; Sycettidae. The record is from RefSeq and is a predicted model, not a curated record.